Molecule: messenger RNA, 2147 nt
Organism: Epinephelus lanceolatus (giant grouper)
Lineage: Eukaryota; Metazoa; Chordata; Actinopteri; Perciformes; Serranidae
Product: alpha-1,3-mannosyl-glycoprotein 4-beta-N-acetylglucosaminyltransferase C-like
Biological process (GO): protein N-linked glycosylation
Molecular function (GO): acetylglucosaminyltransferase activity
Source: RefSeq, a predicted model, not a curated record
CUUUUACCUGGACUGACCUCAGACUCAGCGUCCCUGACAUGUUUUCAGAUUCCCUUUGCUGAAGGUUUUCUGGCUUUCUGUGAACUCAGAAAACCUUUAAUCGCCUUCCUUUGAAUUCCAGACAUCAUAUUAGUUUCGGAACGGUGGCGGGGUGAAAUCGCUCACACUCAGGGAUCAAUAAACAGGCAGAAACAAUGUGAGGGGGAAACAAGAGAGCUGCUGAACACAUUUAACAAGUUGUGCCGCAGCAGGCCGACUCAUUUCAUGAUUAAGGAUCGAUGCCAGGCCCCGGAGCGAACAGAAGAAACCCUGAGAACAACCUGAGCACAUCAGCAGGCAGGGCUUCAUCUGACUGACUGAGAAAACCCCGUCUGCUGAGGAGGACAGCAAGAUGUGUUUGAAAGCUCCAGACAAAGCCAUGAUCUUACGGCUCAUGUGGAAGUCUGUGGACAAGAUGAGGUGUUUCAGGAAACGAUCCAUGUUGCCCUUCCUUGGCUUCCUCAUCAUCUUCCUCCUCUUCUUCAACCUGUACAUGGAUGAUGGAUACGUGCUGGAGGCAGAGAAAAGGCAGCUGGGAGAGACACUGAUGCAUCCUGUGAACUCUGAGAGAUACGUCCACACAUUCAGAGAUCUGUCCAACUUCUCUGGGACUAUUAAUGUGACAUAUCGCUACCUCGCAGGAAUUCCUCUGCCACGUAAAAAGUAUCUCACCAUCGGUCUGUCGUCUGUCAAGAGGAAAAAGGGGAACUACCUUCUGGAGACGAUCAAAUCCAUCUUUGAUCAGUCCAGUUACGAUGAGCUCAAAGAGAUCGUGGUCGUGGUCCACCUGGCAGACUUUGACCUGGUCUGGUGUGAGAACCUGGUGCAGGAAAUCACCAGGAAGUUUGCCCACCACAUCAUAGCUGGACGCCUCCUGGUGAUCCAGGCUCCAGAGGAGUACUAUCCAUCUCUGGAUGGCUUGAAAAGGAACUACAACGACCCGGAGGACCGGGUCCGUUUCCGCUCCAAGCAGAAUGUGGACUACGCUUUCCUCCUCAACUUCUGCACCAACCUCUCCCACUUCUACAUGAUGUUGGAGGACGAUGUGCGCUGCUCCAGGAACUUCCUGACGGCGCUGAAGAAGGUGAUCACCUCCAGAGAAGGUUCCUACUGGGUGAUGCUGGAGUUCUCCAAGCUGGGCUACAUCGGGAAGCUGUACCACUCCAGAGACCUGCCACGACUGGCUCAUUUCCUCCUCAUGUUCUACCAGGAAAUGCCCUGCGACUGGCUCCUCAUCCACUUCAGGGGUCUGCUGGCCCAGAAGGACGUGAUCCGCUUCAAGCCCUCGCUGUUCCAGCACAUGGGCUACUACUCCUCCUACAAAGGAGCGGAAAACAAGCUAAAGGACGACGACUUUGAGGAAGACUCCAUAGACAUUCCUGACAACCCUCCUGCCAGCCUUUACACAAACAUCAACGUCUUUGAGAACUAUGACGCCACCAAGGCUUACAGCACCGUUGAUGAAUAUUUCUGGGGGAAGCCUCCGUGCACCGGCGACUUCUUCGUCAUCAUCUUUAACAAAUCAACUAAAAUCAGCAGGAUUAAGAUUGUGACGGGAACAGAGGACAGACAGAACGACAUCCUUCACCACGGAGCGCUGGAGGUCGGACAAAAGUCUGUGGACACUAAACAGGGACGCCAGUGCACGUCCUACAUCACAUUAGGAGAGUUUAAAGGCGGGAGCAUCGAGGUCAACAACGUGGACCACAAGAUCGGCUUCGACAUCGAGUGCGUGCGAGUUGUCGUCACUGCCAGUCAGAAAGAAUGGCUCAUCAUAAGGACGAUCAGUUUAUGGACCACACAGCCUGUGAGUCAGUUUAUAAAGUAACAUUUUUAAAUAAUCAUCUGUACGUACUGUUUUGGAUUUCUGAAGUUCAUUUUGGACAAAUUCUAGGAAACACUUGUUUCUGGGAUUCAAAGCAAUCCAUAUUUUCUUGGGUUGUUUAGAGACUUGCUGUAAGUUUCAGUGUGACGGAUUAAAACCAUAAUUCUGUACAGUACGGAGCCUUUAUACGUUUGUUCCUUUUCCUAAGUCUGUGUAUAAAACUGUUCACACAUGGCUGCUUUCUUGUUUUGUCUUUACCUUAAAGGCCUUCACAGAAUCUAAA